Homo sapiens (human) is the source of this 382-nucleotide messenger RNA. It is a transcript of the gene MACROD2, whose product is annotated as mono-ADP ribosylhydrolase 2. The record is from RefSeq and is marked reviewed. Gene Ontology annotation, molecular function: deacetylase activity; ADP-ribosylglutamate-[protein] hydrolase activity; O-acetyl-ADP-ribose deacetylase activity. Gene Ontology annotation, cellular component: nucleus. NCBI's taxonomy places the organism in Eukaryota, Metazoa, Chordata, Mammalia, Primates, Hominidae. Gene Ontology annotation, biological process: purine nucleoside metabolic process; peptidyl-glutamate ADP-deribosylation; brain development.
GACAGGCUCUGAGGUGCUGCUGUGGCGGCGUCCGCGGGGCUGAGGCGGGUGGGAGCCGGAGCCGAGCGCGGGCUGAGGGAGGAGGGCGGCGACUGGAGAGCGGCGAGCGGCGAGCAGCGCAGGACGCAGAGCCUCUUUCACUUUUUCCCUGCUGAGUGCCCCCUCCCACCCCUCCCACUCCACACACACCCUGUUUGCCCGUGAGCCUGGGGAACUUGCAGCUUAAAGCCAGCCACCCCCACGGCAACAUGUACCCCAGCAACAAGAAGAAAAAGGUGUGGAGAGAGGAGAAACAUGAAGUGGAAUGGCUCAUUAAGAAUAAAAUAGCUUUGUUCAUUCCUUUUCAUUCUUUUUUAAAAAAUGUUUUUUCUUAGUGAACUAA